Molecule: messenger RNA, 2631 nt
Organism: Acanthosepion pharaonis
Lineage: Eukaryota; Metazoa; Mollusca; Cephalopoda; Sepiida; Sepiidae
Source: the annotation of a GenBank genome assembly
AUGUUCCAAGCCGUCAUUUGUCAGCUCCCUUCUAUCAUCGCCUCUAUCUGGAAAAGCCACUUAGUCUUAGUCUAUCAUCGCCUCUAUCUGGUAAAGCCUCUUAGUCUUAGUCUAUCAUCCUCUCUAUCUGUCUUAGUCUAUCAUCGCCUCUCUCUGGUAAAGCCUCUUAGUCUUAGUCUAUCAUCGCUCUCUCUGUCUAUCAUCGCCUCUCUGGUAAAGCCUCUUAGUCUUAGUCUAUCAUCGCCUCUAUCUGGUAAAAGCCUCUUGGUCUUAGUCUAUCAUCGCCUCUCUCUGGUAAAGCCUCUUUGUCUUAGUCUAUCAUCGCCUCUAUCUGUCUAUCAUCGCCUCUCUCUGGUAAAGCCUCUUAGUCUUGACUAUCAUCGCCUCUAUCUGGUAAAGCCUCUUAGUCUUAGUCUAUCAUCGCCUCUCUCUGACUAUCAUCGCCUCUAUCUGGUAAAGCCUCUUAGUCUUAGUCUAUCAUCGCCUCUAUCUGGUAAAGGAUCUCUUGGUCUUAGUCUAACAUCGCCUCUCUCUGACUAUCAUCGCCUCUUAGUCUUAGUCUAUCAUCGCCUCUCUCUGGUAAAGCCUCUUGGUCUUAGACUAACAUCGCCUCUCUCUGGUAAGCCUCUUGGUCUUGAUCUAUCAUCGCCUCUCUCUGUCUUAGUAAAUCCUUCUCUGCCUCUUGGUCUUAGUCUAUCAUCGCCUCUAUCUGUCUAUCAUCGCCUCUAUCUGGUAAAGCCUCUUUUGGUCUUAGUCUAUCGCCUCUCUCUGGGUGGCCCUCCAGGUCUUAGUCUAUCAUCCUCUAUCUGUCUAUCAUCCUCUAUCUCUCUGGUAAAAAGCCUCUUGGUCUUAGUCUAUCAUCGCCUCUCUCUUGGUAAAGCCUCUUGGUCUCUUAGUCUUAGUCUAUCGCCUCUCUCUGUCUAUCUAUCGCCUCUCUCUGGUAGAAGCCUCUUAGUCUUGAACUAUCAUCGCCUCUAUCUGGGUAAAACCUCUUGUCUUAGUCUCUCUCUAGUAAAGCCUCUUGGUCUUGGUCUAUCAUCGCCUCUAUCUGUCUAUCAUCGCCUCUCUCUAGUGCGAAGCCUCUUGGUCUUGGUCUAUCAUCGCCUCUCUCUGUCUUGGUCUAUCAUCGCUCUUGGUCUUAUCUAUCAUCGCCUCUAUCUGGUAAAGCCUCUUAGUCUUGGUCUAUCAUCGCCUCUCUCUGUAAAGACUCUUAGUCUUAGUCUAUCAUCGCCUCUAUCUGCCUCUUUGGUCUUAGUCUAUCAUCGCCUCUAUCUGGUAAAGACUCUUGAGUCUUGGUCUAUCAUCGCCUCUAUCUGUCUAACAUCGCCUCUCUCUGGUAAAGCCUCUUUGGUCUUGGUCUUGUCCUUGCCUCUCUCUGGUAAAGUCUAUCAUCAUCGCCUCUCUCUGGUAAAGACUCUUUUAGUCUUAGUCUAUCAUCGCCUAUCUAUCUGUCUUAGUCUAAAUCGCCUCUUCUCUGUCUUAGUCUAUCAUCGCCUCUCUCUGGUGAGCUCUUCAGUCUAUCAUCGCCUCUAUCUGGUAAAGACUCUUAGUCUUAGUCUAUCAUCGCCUCUAUCUGUAAAGCCUCUUUCUUGGACUAUCAUCCCCCGCCUCUAUCUGGUAAAGCCUCUUAGUCUUAGUCUAUCAUCGCCUCUAUCUGGUAAAGCCUCUCUUAGUCUAACAUCGCCUCUCUCUGGUCUAUCAUCGCCUCUAUCUGGUAAAGUUAGUCAGUCUAUCAUCGCCUCUAUCUGUCUAUCAUCGCCUUUCUCUGGUGAAGACUCUUGGUCUUCAGCUCAACAUCGCCUCUCUCUGGUAAAGCCUCUUGGUCUUAGUCUAUCAUCCGCCUCAUCUGUCUAUCUAUCAUCGCCUCUAUCUGGUAAAAAGCUCUUAGUCUUAAACAUCGCCUCUAUCUGUCUUAGUCUAUCAUCGCCUCUAUCUGGUAAAGCCUCUUGUCUUAGUCUAUCAUCGCCUCUAUCUGGUAAAGCCUCUUGUCUUAGUCUAACAUCGCCUCUCUCUGGUAAAGACUCUCUAUCUGGUCUUAGUCUUAUCAUCGCCUCUCUCUGUCUUAGUCUAAAAGCAUCGCCUCUAUCUGGUAAAUCAUCGCCUCUUAGUCUUAGUCUAACAUCGCCUCUAUCUGGUAAAGCUCUCUCUGGUCUUAGUCUAACAUCGCCUCUAUCUGUCUAUCAUCGCCUCUCUCUGGUAAAGCCUCUUGGUCUUAGUCUAUCAUCGCCUCUAUCUGUCUUGGUCUAUCAUCGCCUCUCUCUGGUAAAGCCUCUUAGUCUUAGUCUAUCAUCGCCUCUCUGGUCUAAAUCUCUUAGUCUUAGUCUAUCAUCGCUUGAUCUCUAUCUGGUAAAGCCUCUUAGUCUUAGUCUAUCAUCGCCUCUCUCUGUCUAUCAUCGCCUCUAUCUGGUAAAGCCUCUUGGUCUUAGUCUAUCAUCGCCUCUCUCUGUCUAUCAUCGCCUCUAUCUGGUAAAGCCUCUUAGUCUUAGUCUAACAUCGCCUCUCUAUCUGGUAAAACUAGUCUAUCAUCGCCUCUAUCUGGUAAAGCCUCUUAGUCUUAGUCAACAUCGCCUCUAUCUGGUAAAGCCUCUUAGUCUUAGUCUAUCAUCGCCUUUCUCUGGUAAAGACUCUUAG